CUGCACGCGCCACAUCUUGUUGCCGGGCAGCGAUGGCGGCUACUCUGGAGUCCGCGGAAGACCCACUGCGGAACUUUGUUCGAGUUUUGGAAAAGCGAGAUGGCACGGUGUUACGACUGCAGCAGUAUGGCUCCGGCGGCGUGGGCUGCGUUGUUUGGGACGCUGCCAUUGUCCUUUCUAAGUACCUAGAAACGCCAGGGUUUUCCGGGGAUGGGGCCCACUCUCUGAGCCGGCGGUCCGUGCUGGAGCUGGGCUCCGGCACUGGGGCCGUAGGGCUCAUGGCUGCUACCCUCGGGGCUGAUGUUGUGGUCACAGAUCUUGAGGAAUUGCAGGACUUGCUGAAGAUGAAUAUUAAUAUGAACAAGCAUCUUGUCACUGGUUCUGUUCAAGCCAAGGUACUGAAAUGGGGGGAAGAAAUAGAAGACUUUCCUUCUCCGCCAGACUAUAUCCUGAUGGCCGACUGCAUAUACUAUGAAGAGUCUUUGGAGCCAUUGUUGAAAACUCUAAAAGAUCUUAGUGGAUUUGAGACUUGUAUUAUAUGUUGUUAUGAACAACGAACAAUGGGAAAAAAUCCAGAAAUCGAGAAAAAAUAUUUUGAGCUCCUCCAGCUAGACUUUGACUUUGAAAAAAUUCCUUUGGAGAAACAUGAUGAAGAAUAUCGAAGCGAGGAUAUUCAUAUUUUAUACAUCAGAAAGAAAAAAUCGAAAUCUCUGUCGUGAAAUCUUUAGUCACCUUACCCAAGCCUCUAACAACCUGGGUAAGCUAAAUAUAUGAAUGGAGCAUGUGAAUACAGCAUGGGAAGAUUGUGUUCACAGAUUUUUCCAGCAUGUCCAUAGAGAUUCGAUAUAUAACUGACAACCACCAUGGGCUACCUGCAAUUUGAAAAUGAUUACUGACUGCCUGUCUGCCAGCGGGCCUGAAAUCCACUUUAGUUUACUUGUAGCUCAGCUUCAAGUUCUGCUUAAAAGAAAAUUGUGUAUCAGUCACUCCUCAAAUGAAAGAUAGGUGUUGAGGUUUGCCUUAAGUCUACCAGAAGUAAACAGUGAAGUGGCAUGGUUGACUUGGCAUUAUUGUCAGGAAACUGGAGAUGAAUUGAUCCAGUUUCUAAAGAGAGACAUCUAUUACUAUGUAAUUCUGUUUAAGUUGCAACUAGUAAAAUUUAGUUGUCUUCAAGAUAAACAAAUCUAAAAGUUGGUUUUUAUUUUAAUGUAAUUAUGCAUUGGUUUUUAUCGUAUGUGUCUUCCACUUCAUUGCGGUUAUUACGAUAGCAUUAAUAUUGAAAUGUUCUUAAAACAAAAACCUGAAAAUGCUGUUUUGUAUACUAUUAGCCAAAGUUUUAUUCUUUUCCUCCACCAUACAUGUCUGUGUGAUUUAGAUAGUAAUUUAUACUGUAAUGAGUUGGUAGGAAUGAAAGUAAGAAAUCAGGAGGGGGAAAAGGUAUCUUUACAAACUUUUUCGUUUGCGAAUGGAGCAAGAAUAAAAGCCCAGUUUCAGGCUUGUGCACUUAGGUGGCUCUUGCACUUUUUGUCGCAUAUAUCUUCCAGGAAAAUGGCUAAAAUCACCAGUGUUUACAUGAAACAGAGAAAUGUUUUUAAGUAACUACAAAUGUGGCUCUAUAUAUAUUUACCAAGUGUUUUGAUUCUAUGUAUUCUCUGUUUUAUCUUACAAUGAUAAUCAUUUCACAGACUGAUCUGUCAAGGACUUGUUACACCAGUUUUGAAGAGUAAUACUAACUGGAUAGAAUUCUGGUACCUGUAGGCAUUGGUGCUAGGUGGCACAUUUUAUGUAUUAAAAUAAACAUUGUUUUUGAGA
Molecule: messenger RNA, 1812 nt
Organism: Enhydra lutris kenyoni (northern sea otter)
Lineage: Eukaryota; Metazoa; Chordata; Mammalia; Carnivora; Mustelidae
Gene: VCPKMT
Product: valosin containing protein lysine methyltransferase
Exons: 6
Coding region: 33-719 (228 amino acids)
Biological process (GO): peptidyl-lysine methylation
Cellular component (GO): cytoplasm; cytosol
Molecular function (GO): protein-lysine N-methyltransferase activity
Source: RefSeq, a predicted model, not a curated record